UCCAAGCUUCAUUUAAAGGAGAAAAGGUGUUUCAAAAAAGCCAACAGUGAUGAUAUCCUGGAUAUAAAUGUGGAUGAAUUCACUGCUUUUGGACAUCCUGAAGAAGUGGAAUAUAUGAUGGGAAGACUGGGGAGAGAAUUUGUGAUACAGGAGGCUUUAGACAAACAUGAUAAAGAAGGUGAUGGAUUUGGUGGCCUGGAAAAAUUCCUUGAUUACUGAAGAGACAUAACUGCAAGGGAAGGUCCAGAAUGGGUAUGUGUUGAGAAGGAUCAGUUUGUGAAUGACUGUGUCAAGGAUGAUGAUGGAAUACCCAACCCCCAGGAGCUGUUAUCCUGGAGAGUACCUUAUAACGAGGGUAUUGGACAAGAGGAGGCUCUUCACCUUAUUAAAGAAAUGGAUUUGAAUAAUGAUAAAAAGCUUCUUAAGAACAGGGAUUUCUUCCUUAACAGUGAAGCAAGGGAUUAUGGUAGUCAGCUCGAGGAUGAACGUUUCCACCAUGAAGAACUUGAGACUACUUAUUUUUUACUUACAGUGGGUCACCCGUAA
Molecule: messenger RNA, 546 nt
Organism: Calypte anna (Anna's hummingbird)
Lineage: Eukaryota; Metazoa; Chordata; Aves; Apodiformes; Trochilidae
Product: reticulocalbin-2-like
Cellular component (GO): endoplasmic reticulum
Molecular function (GO): calcium ion binding
Source: RefSeq, a predicted model, not a curated record